This is a messenger RNA of Elephantulus edwardii (Cape elephant shrew), 822 nucleotides long. RefSeq names its product progestin and adipoQ receptor family member IV (gene PAQR4). NCBI's taxonomy places the organism in Eukaryota, Metazoa, Chordata, Mammalia, Macroscelidea, Macroscelididae. Gene Ontology annotation, cellular component: membrane. Gene Ontology annotation, molecular function: signaling receptor activity. The transcript is spliced from 3 exons. Bases 1 to 822 code for a protein of 273 amino acids. The record is from RefSeq and is a predicted model, not a curated record.
AUGGCGUUCCUGGCCGGGCCGCGCUUGCUGGACUGGGCCAGCUCACCACCGCACCUGCAGUUCAACAAGUUCGUGCUGACCGGCUACCGGCCGGCCAGCAGCGGCUCAGGGUGCCUCCGCAGCCUCUUUUAUCUGCACAACGAACUGGGCAACAUCUACACGCACGGACUGGCUCUGCUGGGUUUCCUGGUGCUGCUGCCAAUGACUGUGCCCUGGGGCCAGCUGGGCAAGGACGGCUGGCUUGGGGGCACACACUGUGUGGCCUGCCUGGCACCCCCCGCUGGCUCCGUGCUCUAUCACCUCUUCAUGUGCCACCAGGGGGGUAGCCCUGUGUAUGCCCGGCUCCUGGCCCUGGAUAUGUGUGGAGUUUGUCUUGUCAACACUCUUGGGGCCCUGCCCAUCAUCCAUUGCACUCUGGCCUGCAGGCCCUUGCUGCGCCCAGCAGCCCUGUUGGGCUACACCGUGCUGUCAGGGGUGGCAGGCUGGCGGGCCCUCACCGCCCCCUCCACCAGCGCCCGGCUCCGAGCUUUCGGCUGGCAGGCUGGUGCCCGCCUCCUGGUCUUUGGGGCCCGAGGACUAGGGCUGGGUUCUGGGGCCCCAGGCUCCCUACCCUGCUAUCUGCGCAUGGAUGCUCUGGCAUUGCUGGGUGGGCUGGUGAACGUGGCCCGCCUGCCUGAGCGCUGGGGACCUGGUCGCUUUGACUACUGGGGUAACUCACACCAGAUCAUGCAUCUGCUCAGCGUGGGCUCCAUCCUGCAGCUACACGCUGGUGUUGUGCCCGAUCUGCUCUGGGCUGCCCACCACGCCUGCCCACCAGACUGA